This is a messenger RNA of Acaromyces ingoldii, 1466 nucleotides long. Its product is annotated as putative beta-succinyl CoA synthetase precursor. Gene Ontology annotation, molecular function: ATP binding; succinate-CoA ligase (ADP-forming) activity. The transcript is spliced from 5 exons. The record is from RefSeq and is a predicted model, not a curated record. Gene Ontology annotation, biological process: tricarboxylic acid cycle; succinyl-CoA metabolic process. The coding region runs from base 49 to 1365 and encodes 438 amino acids. Gene Ontology annotation, cellular component: succinate-CoA ligase complex; mitochondrion. Lineage: Eukaryota; Fungi; Basidiomycota; Exobasidiomycetes; Exobasidiales; Cryptobasidiaceae.
AUCUCUCUCCAUCGAAUUGAAAAUCGGAAACAGACGACGACGACAAAGAUGAUUAGCUCCAUGGGUCUCAAGCCGCUCGGCGGCCUGCGAACGCGCGCCUCGAUGGCCAGCACAAUGCUUCGCGGAGGGCCCGGCGCGGCACAGAAGCGCUUCCUCUCGAUUCACGAGUACCUCUCUAUGGACCUGCUGAACAAGUACGGCAUCGCGACCCCUCGCUCUAUUCCCGCCAAGUCGCCCGAGGAGGCCUUCAAGGCCGCCCAGUCCUUUGGCGGAAAAGGCAUGGUCAUCAAGGCUCAGGUCCUGGCCGGUGGAAGAGGAAAGGGUCACUUUGACUCGGGCCUCCAGGGUGGUGUGCACCUCAUCAAGACGCCUGAGGAGGCGCGCGACUACGCCUCCAAGAUGAUCGGCAACAAGCUCAUCACCAAGCAGACGGGCGAAGCUGGCCGCAUCUGCAACGCCGUCAUGCUCGCAGAGGCCCGGCCACCGGCGCACGAGUACUACGUCGCCCUGCUCAACGACCGCGCCUCGCAGCUUCCUGUCCUCAUUGCGUCCAACCAGGGCGGUAUGUCUAUCGAGGACGUCGCCGCUGAGAACCCUGAUGCGAUCAUCACGACGCCCAUCGACUUUGAAAAGGGCCUCGAGCAAAGCAAGGCCCUCGAGAUUGCCAAGAAGCUCGGCUUCAGCAGCGAGAAGCAGGAGAAGCAGGCGGCAGACACCUUUGUCAAGCUCUACAAGCUUUUCAAGGAGAAGGAUGCCACCCAGGUCGAGAUCAACCCCAUGGCCGAGAGCAAGGACGGCGAGGUGCUGUGCAUGGACGCCAAGCUGGGCUUUGACGACAACGCCGUCGAGUUCAGGCAGCCAGACAUUGCCGAGCUGAGGGACCCCACGCAGGAAGAUGCGGACGAGGUUGAGGCUGGUAAGAAGGGCCUCAACUUCAUCAAGCUCGACGGUGACAUUGGCUGCCUUGUUAACGGCGCUGGUCUUGCUAUGGCUACCAUGGACGUCGUCAAGCUCAACGGCGGCAACCCGGCCAACUUCCUCGACAUUGGUGGAGGUGCGGACGCAGAAGCCAUGAAGCUGGCCUUCAAGCUCCUCCUCUCUGCUAAGCCCAAGGCUCUCUUCGUGAACGUGUUCGGCGGUAUCGUCUCGAGCGGCAAGGUGGCCGAGUCUCUCGUCGAGGCUGCCAAGUCGAUUGCCGAUGACGUCAACAUUGACAUUGUCGCUCGUCUCCGUGGCAACCAGGAGGCCGACGCAAAGAAGGUCAUUGAGGGCUUUGGCUCGAGCAGCGGUGUCAAGAUCCACCCUGUCUUUGACCUCGACGAAGCGGCGCAGCUCGCCGUCAAGCUUGCUGCUGCCCGAGGUUAAGCAUCACAGCAAGAAUCUUGUGCACAGACUUAGAGAAUGAUAGCAAUGAAAGGGCAAGGAUUGUUGAUUUUUGUGAGAGAAAGGAGAAGAGAGGACUAUGC